CACCGGGAGCCGCCGCCGCCUCCUCCUCGCCCAUUGAAGCGAUGCCCGCACGUCUCCGUGGCAGCCCCGCCACGCGUGGGGACGGGCUGGGAUUUCACCCGCACGACGGCCAGCACCAUCCUCUCCCGUGACCCCCGCUGCCCACCCCAGGCGGGCUGCCGGAGCUGCCCCGGGAGUGAUGCUGGCAGGAGCCAUGUGAUGCUGGGCUAGCGCUGCUCUCCCGUCCCUCUCCCGCUCGCUCGCAGGCUGUCAUGGCGACUCCCAACAACGUUACUCCCACCAACUGCAGCUGGUGGCCCAUCUCGGCGCUGGAGAGCGACGCGGGGAAAUCCACGGAAGGGGAGGAAAACCAGGACCCGACAGACCCCGCUCUCAAAUCCCAGGACAGACUGGUUUUGUACCACUGGACCCAGUCCUUCAGCUCACAAAAGGUGCGGUUGGUGAUCGCGGAGAAGGGGCUGCCCUGCGAGGAGCGGGAUGUCAGCCUGCCCCUGAUGGAGCACAAGGAGCCCUGGUUCAUGCGGCUCAACCUGGGGGAGGAGGUGCCUGUCAUCAUCCACAAGGACAACAUCAUCAGUGAUUACAACCAGAUCAUUGACUACAUGGAGAAGAACUUCACGGGAGAGAACGUGCCCCAGCUGAUCCCUGAGCCGGGCAGCCUGCUGCACUCGCGGGUGCUGCAGUACCGGGAGCUGCUGGACUCGCUGCCCAUGGACGCCUACACCCACGGCUGCAUCCUGCACCCCGAGCUCACCACCGACUCCAUGAUCCCCAAGUACGCCACCGCCGAGAUCCGCAGACAUUUAGCUAAUGCCAGCACAGAUCUCAUGAAGCUGGACCAUGAAGAGGAGCCACAGCUAUCAGAGCCCUACCUCUCCAAGCAGAAAAAGCUCAUGGCCAAGAUCCUGGAGCAUGACAACGUGAGCUACUUGAAGAAGAUCCUUGGUGAGCUGGGGAUGGUGCUAGACCAGAUCGAGGCUGAGCUGGAGAAGAGGAAACUGGAGUACCAAGGGCAGAAGUGUGAGCUGUGGCUCUGUGGCUGCGUCUUUACCUUGGCCGACAUCCUGCUGGGAGCCACCCUGCACCGCCUCAAGUUUCUGGGACUCUCUAAGAAAUACUGGGAGGAUGGCAGCAGACCCAACCUGCAGUCCUUCUUUGACAGGAUACAGAAACGCUUCGCCUUCAGGAAAGUUCUGGGGGACAUCCACACCACGCUGCUCUCCGCCGUGGUGCCCAACGCCUUCCGGCUGGUCAAGCGGAAACCUCCCUCCUUCCUCGGAGCCUCCUUCCUGAUGGGAUCUCUGGGGGGAAUGGGAUAUUUUGCUUAUUGGUACUUAAAGAAAAAAUACAUCUAGUGCUGGCUGCUGGGUGUUCAGUUUGGUGUCUGUGUGCCGUGUGAAGUCAUGACGAAGCCCUCAGUAGCCGACUCCGAAGCAAGGUAGCGCCGCCGCGUUGUGCAGUGUAACAUUCCAUAGGCUAGAAGUAGAAACCUGUCCCGCCAGGAAACCACCACAGCAACACCACCACCACCACCACCGCCUCUAAAUGCCAGCUCCAGUAAGACCCUCAGGGCUCCACAGCUCGGCCGUGCCCACCGGGGAGCGACGCUGCCUGCGGCACCGGCUGGCUCCAGCAGGAGAUGGGGACCCUGGGAAGGCUCCCAACGGGACUGGGAUGCUGGGCCCUGUCCCUUCGUCUUUCCCAGCUGUUCACUGGCCACGAUUUCACACGUGCAGGUGGUGAGGACUCUCUUCCAGAGGGUGUUGUGUUAUGCUUGGAGGCUCUCCUGGGGCAGGGUGCAGUAGCUGGUCACGGUCAGGGUGGGUUUGCAUUCCUCAAGUCUCCAUUUUCCAGUUCUUUUCAGGGAAGGGAAUGUUUUUUCCUGGAGCAGCUCUCAGAAUGUAUCCCCUGGUCUUAGUAGGCUUUUGGG
Dryobates pubescens (Downy woodpecker) is the source of this 1930-nucleotide messenger RNA. It is a transcript of the gene GDAP1L1, whose product is annotated as ganglioside induced differentiation associated protein 1 like 1. The record is from RefSeq and is a predicted model, not a curated record. The transcript is spliced from 6 exons. NCBI's taxonomy places the organism in Eukaryota, Metazoa, Chordata, Aves, Piciformes, Picidae. The coding region runs from base 252 to 1355 and encodes 367 amino acids.